AUGAUCGCGAUCGGCACUAUUUUAAUAUCGAACCAAUGGCCUCUUGGCCUUGGUCUGAUGGUAUUGUUACUCACGGCCACUGCACUUAAAUACACCCAAAGUUGGCACAAGUCCCUGUUCAACAAAUUUCAUAUCCAACAUCGACGCACAUCUACAUCCGCAACACCACCUCGAUCAUUGUCUCCAAGCAAGAAGAGUGCAGAAAAAUAUUUAAACUCCACUAGCAAAGCCCCAAAUUACUACGAUGCAUUUCCUCCCUCAAGACGUACUACGCUUCCACAAGUUGCGGAAACAAUCCCCCCACGAAUCGGCACGGUCUUGACCUCAACCAACCCAUCAACCGAACUCAUGGCGAAAAACAAAUUGCCCAUGGUUCAGUCUUAUACUCUCGGCUUCGAAACUCCAAAAUAUACGCCAAUGGGGUUCUCUACUCAAGAAAUUAACGCCAUGGGUGAUUUUCCCCCUUAUGAUAUCUUGACCGGCGUCCCACUACCCCAACCACUUCAAGGAUUUAAACCCGAAAAGGCUCUUCCCAGACCGUACAGACCUAUAAGAUGGCAAUAUCAUCAAACCAUGUCUUUUCAAAAAAUGGAACCUGAUUGGUGGCUCGAAGUCGAGAACACAUAUUGUUCCCGCAUCGCCGAACGUCAAGGGCUCUUCAAACAAUACGGCAAAAUGGUCCUCGACUACCUUCCAGGCAGCGAACUCGUCACCAAAGAACUUAUGGAAAUGUGUCUUCAAUUCUACUGUGCCCGCUACCCUGCCCAUUUCUCCCUCUCGCCGGAUCACAGAACAUUCCACAACGCUCUUCUCAAAACCACUACCGAGAUCAAAUCCAUGCAUCCCCUCCACGUCCUUCUCAACAAUGUUCCUGAAGAUUUUGCCAUCGUGCUAAGGAAUGAUCAAGAUGGCAUGUAUUAUUUUCGCGCCGGCGUCGUCUGUAGUUCGCUAGGCUGGAACGUCUCUACGAAGAUUGGAUUGAAGCUCGAGGAUAUCCAUAAACCUAUCCCUGAUUACAAAGAAAAAAUGUCUUUCAGCAUGGAUCGUUAUUUCACCAAGAUGUCCGCCGAUGCUCCCAUCCAGCGUGGUAGUUGGGGGCUCGAGAUCGACGCUCCGUUGUUUAUGCCAGCGGGUCACCCGCAUGAAAAAUUGCGCGAAAUACAAAAGGAGGGUUUGAUGAUUGAAGAAUGUACUUUGAGAGUUGAUUGGCAGACACUGAGACGAUUGCCGUUGAGUGGGGGCGUGGUGUUUAAUUUCAAGGCGCUGUUCACGCCAGUGACGGAACUUAGGGAUGAACCGUAUGUACCGGCGUUAUUGUGCAAGAUCUUGAAGGAGGGAAAAAAGACGUUGAUGGAUUAUAAGGGGACGUGGCAUGUAGAGCAUGCGGUUAUCCCGGCCAUGGAGGAGUGGGCAAGGGAACAGGUGGAGAAGGGGUGGGUGGUGCCGCAGGAGGGAGAGCUUACUUGGAAGGAGGAGACGUUGGGGGAAAGCCCGUAUUUUGCGGGGUGGGAGGAGAAGUGGCAUAGGCAGCAGGGGUUUUAG
Messenger RNA from Sclerotinia borealis F-4128, 1542 nucleotides. Lineage: Eukaryota; Fungi; Ascomycota; Leotiomycetes; Helotiales; Sclerotiniaceae. The record is from the annotation of a GenBank genome assembly.